This is a messenger RNA of Micropterus salmoides (largemouth bass), 2646 nucleotides long. Its product is annotated as secreted frizzled-related protein 5. The transcript has 4 exons. Bases 1090 to 2244 code for a protein of 384 amino acids. NCBI's taxonomy places the organism in Eukaryota, Metazoa, Chordata, Actinopteri, Centrarchiformes, Centrarchidae. Gene Ontology annotation, biological process: negative regulation of canonical Wnt signaling pathway; non-canonical Wnt signaling pathway; canonical Wnt signaling pathway. Gene Ontology annotation, molecular function: Wnt-protein binding. The record is from RefSeq and is a predicted model, not a curated record.
UCGGCUUCUGGGAGUCAGUAAUUGCUAACAUUAAUUUGUGCAAAGCAGGAAAAUAAUCAUUUACACCUACUAUACUUAUUAGUAAUGUUGUUCCAAGCUACCCCACAUUAAAACAGUCUCUUUUCUCCAUUUUGUCCUGGGUUUCCUAGAAAAAUUUGUUACACCAGCAAAAAGUCAUAUUUCAUGCAUUUUAUUAGAUACAUUUACUGAAGUUAUUCAAGUGUAAAAGGGACAAAUUACUGUUUCAUGGUUCCCUCCUGUUCUGUCCCAGCAACCCAUCUUUGUCUGUCAGUCAUUUCCCCUCUUAAUAAAAGGCUUCCGGCAGGUUGGCUGCCUGUACAGUAGAGACCUUGUUUGUCACCCGUGUCUUUUACACUGUACCCACUUGGUUAGUCCCUUUUGUCCAGCCAAGCCUCAUUAAUCUGGAUAACUGAUAUGAAUGAAGGGGGGGGGGGGCUUCCUCUUCUCCCUCCCGCCACUCUCUCUUUCUCCCCUGUUCAGACAAGCAGGAAGUGACCUGCUUGUCUGAAGAGGAAUCAGGCCACGGCUACACAGCAGGACGACACCAAUUCUUUUUGUGUCCACACACACAAAACGCACAAGUAAUGCGCACAGGAGCAGCUACUACUGUCUUGUUUUGCACACCUAAAGAAAAAAAAAAAAAGUAGGAGGGGUGGAUUAAAAAAGAAGCGUAAAUAGCAGAGAAGUCAGGGCGGGACAAAUGCCGGUGAAGGAGUUUCUCUACAUGAGGGUCAAUCAAGCUCAGGGGAGGGAAAUGGCAGAAAGCCAAAAGUAUCCAAAUGCCAAAUAAUCCACCUUACUAAUCUUGAGCUCUGUCAAACAUACUUAAAUCUGCUCAUAAACACAUAAGUGGAUUCACAUCUCUUAAUAACACUUUAAUGUGAGCCCCCAACCCUUCUCCCUACUGUUCUCUACACCUCCCCUUACCCCUUCCUAUGCAAAUGUAAUCACCGCCCACUAUAAAUAAACCUAUCCUGCCAUGCUCUCCUACACUGUCACACACGGGGUCUUCAUUCGCUCAAGAGACACACUUCAGGAUUGCUCCUCCUUUCCAACUUCUUUCCCAGGAUGUCUGCAGUGCGCUGCCCACAUUUUACCUCCAGAAAGUCCUCCCAUUCAGCCUCCCUACUACUUCUCCUUCUGCUUGCUGGGCCUUACAGCACAAUAGCUCUUGGUCCUGGUAGAGGAAGGGCAGGGCUGGAGGGACGAGCGAGGGCUGAGGGUAGGGUUAGAUCUGGAGUAAAGGACAAAGGCGGGGACAGGGCAAGUAUUGAGGGCAACAUUGAAACUGGAUUUGGAGAUCCUCCUGUUUCUAGACUAGCUGCAGCCGAUGAUGAUGAUGAUGAUGAAGUGUGGGGGGACCCUGGCACUCCCACUGGCUUCCGGUCCACUUUUUCUAUAGGUGAAAGCGGACUGUGGGAGCCCCGCAGUUCCUCUCGCUGUGUCCCUAUCCCAUCAGGCAUGGCCUUGUGCCAAAACAUCGGUUAUGACACCAUGAGGAUGCCCAACCUGCUGGGUCACGAGUCUCCAGCAGAGGCUGUACAACAGAGUGCCAGCUGGUUGCCACUACUUGCAAGAGAGUGCCACCCUGAUGCCCGCAUCUUCCUCUGCUCCCUCUUUGCACCCAUCUGCCUCGACAGGUUUAUAUCACCCUGCAGGAGUUUGUGCGAAUCUGUACGGGACAGUUGUGCACCAAUCAUGAGCUGUUAUGGCUACCCUUGGCCAGAAAUCCUGCGCUGUGACCAGUAUCCUGCAGACCAUCUCAUGUGUAUCUCCUCAAUCACCAACAGCACUGUUCACACAGGGGGGCGUAGAGUGCCCCAGGCAAGCUGCAGAGAUUGUGAGCUGGAGGAUGCCUCUUCUUCAAAAGAUAUACUGGAGACCUUUUGUAGGAGUGAUUUUGUUGUGAAACUGCGUCUAACUCGGCUCAAGCAUAGCCCAGUGAGUCUGUCUCAGUUCUCUCUCGCUGACAAACUAGACAUUCUGAAGCACGGACCCCUGUUGGGUGGGCAGAUCCGUUCCCGCAUCGAACUGUGGCUGGAGAGGGAUGCCACCUGCGUAAGGAACAUGACGCGGCAGCAUCCACGAGGCGGGACCUUCCUAGUGACAGGCACAGUGCAGGGGGAGCGCCUGGUGGUCAACAAGGCUUAUGCCUGGCAGAGACUGGACAAGAACCUGAUGGCGGCAGCACGCAAAUGGAAACACCACAGAUGCAGGAGCUAGGAUUACGUUAGGAAAUCCAAAAGAACUGAGAUGUGAAACAAACAUUAAACAGCUAUGCAUAGGGAAAGGAUAGACAUAGCAUUUAGAAUUUGACUAAAUACCUACAACUGUAAAUUAUGCUUGGUGUAGUCUCUUUAAAUCAUGUCCAAACUUCUGUGGUCAUGGAAGAAAUAAUAUGCAGUCAGCUAGUCACAAAGGAGUUCAUAAAAGAACCAACACUGUCUCUCAGGCAGUGGAGGUCAAAUUAAUAAAAAGAAGUAUAAUAGACAAUGUACAUAUAUGUGAAUUUUAAGUAAAUAUUUCUGGUCUAUAUUUUGUAUGGCUUUGAGAAAAAAAUUAAAUGUUGUGUUCUAAAUCCCGAUCGAAUGCCAUUUAUUCACACAUAGCAGAUCACACCCAAAG